Messenger RNA from Nerophis lumbriciformis (worm pipefish), 945 nucleotides. NCBI's taxonomy places the organism in Eukaryota, Metazoa, Chordata, Actinopteri, Syngnathiformes, Syngnathidae. The record is from RefSeq and is a predicted model, not a curated record.
AUGCAGAACGUGAUUAAUACGGUGAAAGGAACCGCUCUUGGAGUGGCCGAGUUUCUCACGCCAGUUCUAAAGGAAUCAAAAUUCAAGGAAACUGGAGUCAUCACACCAGAAGAGUUUGUAGCUGCUGGGGAUCAUUUAGUUCAUCACUGCCCUACCUGGAAAUGGGCUACUGGGGAAGAAGUUAAAAUAAAACCAUAUUUGCCCCCUGAUAAACAAUUUCUCUUAACACGCAAUGUUCCCUGUUACAAGCGCUGUAAACAGAUGGAAUACUCAGACGAGUUGGAGGCCAUCAUUGAGGAGGAUGAUGGAGACGGGGGAUGGGUAGACACUUACCAUCAUGCAGGUGUAUUAGGUGUCACUGAUGCAGUACAGGAAAUUUCACUGGACAAUAACAAGGACAAAAAUAUGAAUAGCACAUCUGCAGCCUGUUGUGAUGAUGGCGAAGAUGAUGAAGAUGGCGAGGCGGCUGAUAUGGAAGAAUAUGAGGAAAGCGGUUUACUGGAAACGGAUGAAGCCACCCUGGACACUAGUAAAAUGGUGCAGGCUAAAGUGAAAACAGAACCCGGGAGUGAAGACGCCAUCCUUCAGACAAGAACAUAUGACCUUUACAUAACGUACGAUAAAUACUACCAGACACCUCGACUCUGGCUGUUUGGCUACGAUGAAGACCGGCAGCCGCUGACUGUGGAACAAAUGUACGAGGACAUCAGCCAAGACCACGUGAAAAAGACUGUUACUAUUGAGAACCAUCCACACCUUCCUCCGCCCGCCAUGUGCUCCGUCCAUCCCUGCAGACAUGCUGAAGUGAUGAAAAAGAUAAUCGAGACGGUGGCUGAAGGAGGCGGUGAGCUUGGAGUACAUAUGUAUCUUCUCAUUUUUCUCAAGUUUGUCCAGGCUGUCAUUCCCACAAUAGAAUAUGACUACACAAGACACUUCACUAUGUAA